AUGUCGCAGAGGAAGUUACAGCAGGAGAUUGACAAGCUUUUGAAGAAAGUGAAGGAAGGGCUGGAGGAGUUCGACUCUAUAUAUGAGAAGUUUCAAGGCACUGAGUCCUCGAACAUCAGCUACCGUGAGAAGCUGGAAGGGGACUUGAAGCGGGAGAUCAAGAAGCUGCAGAAGCAGCGGGACCAGGUGAAGACGUGGUUGAGCAAAGAGGAUGUGAAGGACAAGGACACGGUGCUGAUGGAGACGCGGAAGCUGAUCGAGAACGAUAUGGAGAAGUUCAAGCAGAUAGAGAAGCUGAUGAAGACGAAGCAGUUCUCGAAGGAGGCGCUGACCAACCCGGAUAUCAUCAAGGACCCGCGCGAGCUGCGCAAGAGAGACGAGUCCCUCUUUAUCCACGAGUGUAUCGACGAAUUGACGAAGCAACUGGAGAGUCUGGAAGCACAGGAAGACAAUGAGCACCAGAUAGAGAGACACGAAUUCCACAUAGCGAACUUGGAAAACAUCUUGAAGCUGUUGCAAAACAACGAACUAGACCCAGAUAAGCUCAAUGAGUUCCAUGACGAUAUCAAAUACUAUGUCGAAAACAACGACGACCCAGAUUUCAUUGAGUACGAGACAAUAUACGAAGAUAUAGGAUGCGAGUUGAACAAAGCCGCCAUCGCUGCACAGCAAGAGGAAAGCAUCAAGAGCACCCCAAAAAAAUCUCCCACGAAAAAGAGCUCAAAGAUCUCAGGUUCUGCUGCCAAGAGAUCACCUACUCCAUUGGCUGGAACAGCCAAUGCUAACAAAAAUGAAUCUUCUGACAAGACAAAGACCAUUGAUACUCAAGAAACAAAAGCGGAUAAGAGCAAGCCUGAAGAAAUUAUUAAAUCCGAAGAUAAGCCAACUAAACAAGCAGAAGACGAGCAAUCGAAUAACGAAGGUGAUGAUAAUGAGGAUGAAGAUGAUGAUAAGGAAGAUGAUUACGUGGAACCAGUAGACAGAACAGCAGAAAUUAAUGAAAUUCUUCAACAGGAUAUCCAACUAAACUCUACAGCUAUGAACAACCCGCUGUUUAAAGAUGAGAUCCAAUACUGGCUGGAAUCAAAGAGAAACUUACUUCAACCGAUCGAAGAUAUGACCCCUGCAAUGAUACAGCAACUGGAGUCCUCAUUGUUGAAUUGCCCAGAUUCUUUGGAUGCAGACUCUCCAAGCUUAUAUCGAAAGCCACUCUCUCAGCAUCAUCCUACCUCAAUUUUUUUCCCAAACGAGCCUAUAAGGUUUGUAUAUCCGUUUUACGAACAAACUCAACCUAAUCAUCAGAAUGGUUCCGAGGGCAGAAACAACAAGCAUGAAGAUAUAUAUUCCAGGACAUCGCUCGCUAAGAUCUUCAACAUGUUUGACCUGGAUACUUUAUUCUUUAUUUUCUAUCAUUAUCAAGGUACAUAUGAGCAAUUUUUAGCUGCAAGAGAGUUAGCAAAAAUUAGAAACUGGCAAUUCAAUAAGAAAGACAGGUGUUGGUACUAUAAGGAGAUAGAAAAACUACCACCCGGAAUGACUAAAUCUGAAGAGGAAUCAUGGAGAUAUUUCGAUUUUAAAAAGAGUUGGCUAUCAAGACGUUGCGGAAGCGAUUUUGUCUAUAACGAAGCAGACUUUGAAAAGCUUUGA
Molecule: messenger RNA, 1647 nt
Organism: Nakaseomyces glabratus
Lineage: Eukaryota; Fungi; Ascomycota; Saccharomycetes; Saccharomycetales; Saccharomycetaceae
Gene: NOT5
Product: CCR4-NOT core subunit NOT5
Biological process (GO): regulation of DNA-templated transcription; nuclear-transcribed mRNA poly(A) tail shortening
Cellular component (GO): P-body; nucleus; CCR4-NOT core complex
Source: RefSeq, a predicted model, not a curated record